Molecule: messenger RNA, 3795 nt
Organism: Entrophospora sp. SA101
Lineage: Eukaryota; Fungi; Glomeromycota; Glomeromycetes; Entrophosporales; Entrophosporaceae
Source: the annotation of a GenBank genome assembly
AUGUCAGUAAUCGGACUGAUAGUCUUUCUAUUUAACUCUAUACUAUUACCCUUAUUACCCGUUGCUGCUGUUUAUCUUAUACUUUCAAGCAAAGUGAAGAAAAGAAGCAUUGUUGUCGAAUCAUUAUCGUCAAAAAAUAUUAAAGUAUUUGGGUCAUCAUCGUCAAGCAACAUCGAAAAACCUCAAGCAAUUGAAUCAUAUGAUUCGUCUACCGAAACUGUCCUUGAACCUGCUGUUGUUGUUGAUUUUAUAGUUGAAAUAACAAAUAGUAAUGUUGGCCCACACGUUGAAUCAAUUGUUAACAAUAAUCCAGAACCAAAAAAUGAAGAAGUUGAUGAUAUUUCCAGUGAAAGGAAUGACAAUGAUGAUCCAGAACCAAAAAAGGAAGUUGGUAGUGUUGUUAUUUCUAGCAGUGAUAUAUCAAGCACAUUGAUAGAUUUAAACAUUGUAGAUGACAACGUUACAGAACAAAACUUCCCACCACAUAUCAACAACUUCAACUCCGAAUUGGAAUCAGUAUCGGAUAUUAAUGAUAUUAAUAAAUCUAUUAUUGAAGACAAUGUUGACUCAAACUAUACCAUUGCUCCAAUUGUCGUUGAUAAUGAAAUCGAAGCCAAUGAAUGUAACAGCGCAACAAUUGCUUCAAUCAUUGCUGAUAAUAAAAUAGAAAGUGAUGGAUUUAACGAUUUAACCAAUUUUAUAAAAUCUGGUAAUGACGAGCUAAAUCGAGAAAGUUUUUUAAUGAUGUUGCAGAAUGCACAGUUUGAACCUGAAAUCAUUACAAAUAGCAAUGUUGUAAAUAAUUUUGUAAAUAAUCUUGUAAAUAUCAAUUUAACUGUUGACACAGACUCGAAUAAAAAUUUAAAUUGCUCAAAUGUUGAUUUCGGUUUAUCUGCUGUUGUAGAAACAUCUUCAAAUGAAAAGGAAUACUUUAUACCCAGCGAAAACGAGGGCAACGAUGGCAAUCCAAAUACUGAAAUUAAUGUUGAAAUGAUCAGUAAAUCUUCGAAAGACGCUUGCGAUGCACAGGAUUCAAAUGAUCAUCAUGAAACUGCCAAUUUUGAACAUGAACUAAGUUCAAGUGGUGGUGAUUUAUGCAACAAUAAUGAUGUUACAGGUGCAAUGAUACCACAAGAGACCAGUGACGACAUUGAUAUGGCCAAUAGUGGCUCUAAUAACAAAGAAGAAUCCAAAGUUGAGAAUAUUAAAAUUGAAACGAUAAUAGUUAAAGAAGAUUACCAUCAGGUACCAUCUUAUCAAUCAGUUAAUGAUGAAAUAAAUGAUAAUGAACUUCGAGUGGGUUCAACUGAUCAAUCUAACAAUGAAGAUUGGUUAAAAAAAGCUGCAGAAUUUGAAGCCGAGUUAAGAAUAUCAGGAAAUUAUAAUUUAGAUAAUUGUGGCGCCAAUUUUUCCAAUAACUCUAUUCCAAUAAGCCUAAAUAAUUAUGGUUGGGGUUCAAGUGAUCAAAAUGGCGAGGGUGAUUUGUUGAAAACUGGUGCUGAAUUGGAACCCGAGUUUAAAAAUACAAGUGAUAGUAAUUUAGAUGAUGAUGAUGCCAAGUUCUCCAGCAACUCUAUUCCUAUCGAAUCUCCAACAAGCCUAAAUAAUUAUGGUUGGGGCUCAAGUGGUCAAAAUGGCGAGGGUGAUUUGUUGAAAACUAGUGCUGAAUUUGAACCCGAGUUUAAAAAUACAAGUGAUAGUAAUUUAGAUGAUGAUGAUGCCAAGUUCUCCAGCAACUCUAUUCCCAUCGAAUCUCCAAUAAGCCUAAAUAAUUAUGGUUGGGGCUCGAAUGAUCAAAAUGGUGGUGAUUUGUCGAAAACUACUGCUGAAUUUGAACCCGAGUUUAAAAAUACAAGUAACAAUAAUUUAGAUGAUGAUGAUGCCAAUUUCGCCAAUACCUCUAUUCUUAUCGAAUCUCCAACGAGCCUAGAUAAUCAUGGUUGGGGCUCGAAUUAUCAAAACGGCGGAGAUUAUUGGUUGAAAAUUGCUGCCGAAUUUGAAUCAGAACUUAAAAAUACAAGUGAUAACAAUCUAGAUAAUAAAAAUGAUGAAGGUUAUUGGGGCGCAAAAAAUAGAAGUAAUAGAUCUGAUAGCACUAAAAGAAACUAUAUUAAUAAUUAUAGUCAAGGUGAUAACAAUAGAAGAAGUAAUUCUGAUACCACCAAAAGAAACAAUGGUAAUAAUUAUCGACAAGAUGAUCACAAUAGAAGAAGUAAUUCUGAUAGAACCAAUAGUAAUAAUUAUCAUCAAGAUGAUCACAAUAGAAUAAAUAAUUCUGACAGCACCAAAAGAAACUAUAAUAACAACUAUAGUCAAGAUGAUAACAAUAGAAGAGGUAGUUCUGAUAGAAACUAUAAUAAUAACUACAGUCAAGGUGAUAACAAUAGAAGAUGUAGUUCUGACAGUACCAAAAGAAACUAUAAUUAUAACUAUGGUCAAGAUGUCAGAAGGAAGAGUAGCCAAGAAAAUUUUUGUGGCAAUUGUAAACAAGUAGGUCAUUCAUCUUUUGAAUGUCCAGAAAACGAAAAAAAAGCAAAAAUGGCUUGGAAUAAAUUGUUAGCUGCAGACGCGAAAAAAGAUCUUGAAGAAGUCAAUGAAGCUUUUGAAAUAUAUACCAAGGCAGCACCCCACGAGACUUUUCAAUCUAUUGAAAUGAAAUUAAAAAACGUAAAGAGUAAUUGUAGAAUGAUAGCAAUUGAAAGAGAAGGAAUUCCUUUAACCAAAUGUAUAGCCGAUCUUCAGGGAAACAAAGGAAAGAAAUAUGUUGCAUCUUUGAUAAUGAUCCCGCCACAUACCCUUCCGCGAUCUGCUGGUAUUAGAGCACAGAGUGAACAAGAAAAUUUCGAUUGGUUGGCAGAUGCUGGACAAUUAGUUGAUGAUUUUUCUGCUCCAAUUUGUUUUAAUUGUAGGCAACGAGGUCAUCUCACUCGUGAAUGCACUCAACCAAAGCCUAUAUUAAAUAAUAGGUGUAAAAAUUGUGGGUCAAUUGAACACAGCACUAGGUUCUGCAAAAAUGAAAAUCGUAGUGAUGAUAAUCAACCUAAUAAUGAUAUACAUGAACGUAAUUUUGAUAAUGAAAAUAAUCACAAUAAUAAUAGAUCAUCACAUAUAAAAUGUUUCAAAUACGGAUCCACCGAUCAUAAUACUCGUAGCUGUGCUCGUACUCGCGAAGGAAAAGAUUCACAACGGCAACAACAACUAGAUUUCGUAGAAGGAGACCAUUACGGAUAUGGUCAUAAUAACAAUGAAUAUAACAAUACUUUUGGUAGAUUCUUUGGAAUAAAAUGUUAUACAUGUGGAUCCCAUGAUCAUCAUACUCGUUAUUGUACUCGUCGUAGCGGAGUAGACUUACAAGAGCCACAAAAACCAAAUGGAGGACACAAUAACAAUGAAGACAUUACUUUUGGUAGAUUGUUUGAUUCAGAUGAUCCUAACGAUAAUAACAACAAUAAUAGCCUAUUCAAUAAAGAAUGUUUCAAAUGUGGAUCUUCUAGGCAUAUUGCUCAGUAUUGUACUCACAAUUCAGAAGAUUCGCAACAACAACAAACACCGACAUUUGUAGGAGGAGGAAGAGACCGUCACAGAGAUAGUCGUGAUGGAGAAAAUAAUAGCUUUGAACAUCUUUCUCGAUAUUGCACUGACUCACCACCACAUAAACAACAAAUACCAAGAGAUCGGUAUAGAGAUAAUAAUAAUCGAUUUGAAGGUCAUGGAACAAAAAGAUGUUUUAAAUGUGGAUCUUCUGAACAUCUUGCUAAUUAUUUUUAUCUUAAUUAUGAUGUACGCACUCUCUAG